AUGCUCUUCUCCCAGAUCCUACCCGCAGGACUCUUCCUGCUCGGCCUUACACAAGCCGCGGCUGUCGCCAGACCUCGCUCGUCCCAGGAUUCCGACGCCGCGACAAUGGAGAUGGCCACAGCCACAGUUGCCAGCGCCCCUAUCCCAGUCCAGAGCGGUGUCGCGUCAAACUGCAACUCCUUCUACCAGGUGAAGACCGGCGAUACCUGCAUCGGUAUCCAAACCCAUUUCCACAACUUCACCCUCAACGAAUUCUACAAAUGGAACCCCGCCAUCGGGACCAACUGUCAAGUCCUCCUAGCCGGCUACUACGUCUGCGUCGGGACAGCCCCAGCUCCCACUCCAGACCCCCCUACCACUCCCUCCCCAACCCAACCGGGCAUCGCCGCCCCCUGCUCCAAAUACUACGCCGCCGUCUCAGGCGACACCUGCAUCGGGAUCACCACGCAAUAUCCCAGCCUAACCGUCAGCAAGUUCAUGGAGUGGAACCCCGCCGUCGGCAACGACUGCACCAACCUCCUAGCCGGGUACUACUACUGCGUCGAAGUGCCAGCCGCAGGAGGAGCUCCCAGGAAACAGUGA
Aspergillus campestris IBT 28561 is the source of this 582-nucleotide messenger RNA. Its product is annotated as LysM peptidoglycan-binding domain-containing protein. The record is from RefSeq and is a predicted model, not a curated record. The transcript is spliced from 2 exons. Lineage: Eukaryota; Fungi; Ascomycota; Eurotiomycetes; Eurotiales; Aspergillaceae. Bases 1 to 582 code for a protein of 193 amino acids.